AGCAUAUAAAACCCACUUUUUUUUUUCUUCCUGUGCUAUCGAAUUCUUUCCUCUCCGUCUUUCUCUUGCUUCGGCUAUAUAUAUAUUUAUCUUCUCUAAUUUCUGGUCGGUAUGUGUUUACCUGUUGGUGUGGAUUAUCAACCAUGACCAACGUGCCUAAGUCUCUCAGAUACUUUUCACUUAACAUUUUCAAACAACAGCCCAUUGCAAAGGACCCUUGGCCUUCUUCUUGAUCUUAAAUUCUCUGCGGCCUUUUUCUUUUGUUUUUCAAGAAUCAAAGUAGGGUUUUUACCUUUGUGUAUUAAUCUUGUUCUUGGAUUUUUUUUUUUUGAAGAAAUGGGUAGUGGAGAGAAAAGUUUGAGGAACUUUCAUUUACACCUACCACACCUUCACCAUCAUCAUCAUCAUGCGAAGAAGCAAGCGAGGGAUGUGCCGAAAGGGUGUUUGGCUAUCAAGGUUGGGUCGCUAGGAGAGGAGCAACAGAGAUUCGUGGUGCCCGUCAUAUACUUUAACCACCCGUUGUUCAUGCAGCUGUUGAAGGAAGCUGAGGAAGAGUAUGGGUUCGAUCAGAAGGGUACGAUCACAAUCCCUUGUCAUGUAGAGGAGUUUAGGAAUGUCCGCGGCUUGAUUGAUAGGGAACAGUCCCUUCAUCACCACCUUCAUGUCGGAUGUUUUAGGGUUUGAAUUGUUGUUUAACUGAUCAUCAAAGGAAUUUAUGGUUUUGUAAGUGCCAAACAAGGGCCCAAACCAUGAAGAAAUAGAUUUGAUUGUUCGUAGUAUAAUUUUUUCUUGGUUUUGUAAAUUUGGGAGUACUGUUAUUUUCUAGUUUGUUUUUCUUGCUUUUUCCUGUUUCUUGGUAGGCCUUGGAUGGUUGGUUGAUGAUGAUGAUGAGACGAUGACGACAAACGUUGCUUGCAAUUGCAGUGAAUAUGUUAUUUUGUUAGGAACCGUAAUGGAAAAAAAGAAGUAAAUGCCUUUUCCUUUA
This is a messenger RNA of Theobroma cacao (cacao), 985 nucleotides long. Its product is annotated as auxin-responsive protein SAUR32. NCBI's taxonomy places the organism in Eukaryota, Viridiplantae, Streptophyta, Magnoliopsida, Malvales, Malvaceae. Gene Ontology annotation, biological process: response to auxin. The record is from RefSeq and is a predicted model, not a curated record.